Molecule: messenger RNA, 2035 nt
Organism: Ctenocephalides felis (cat flea)
Lineage: Eukaryota; Metazoa; Arthropoda; Insecta; Siphonaptera; Pulicidae
Product: MAGUK p55 subfamily member 6-like
Exons: 12
Coding region: 83-1966 (627 amino acids)
Cellular component (GO): plasma membrane; cell-cell junction
Molecular function (GO): protein binding
Source: RefSeq, a predicted model, not a curated record
UAUUAUUAAUAUAUAGUGCAAAAGAUUAAUUGAAGGUAAAGUUAAUUAGUGAAUAUAUGUGUAAUCUGAUAGUUCAUCAAAUAUGGUUCGUUUCGGAAGGAAGGACAGACCAGAAUGUCGCGAGCUUUUGGCGAGCUUAAACCAAAUGUCAGUUGGAUGCGAAAAAGGAGCAGAAAAUGAUGCAUUUCAUCAUGUAAGAGAUAAUCUCAAUAGUCUUAGUGAGAAAGGUGUCGAUAAUACAGAUCUAGUAUUUUUGCAAGGAUUACUGGACAGCCCAGCUGUUACUUCUCUAGUCAAGGUUCAGGACAAACUCGAAGACAGGCCCAGGUCGGUGCAGCCAGUAAGCUCAGGUGCAAGUCAAUUGGCACGAGAGGUCGCGAACAGAUGCCGCUACGCCACUACAAGAUACGCCAAAGAACUCCGAGCACUCUUGAACGAACUUCAUUUUAAGGCUCUACUGGAAGCCCACGACGAAAUAGCCGAGCGUACAUACGAGCGAUCCGUUCUUGAAGAAAGGAACGGGCACACCCUUGGGCUUAACUCUGAAGACGAACAAGAAGAGGAUAUAAUGCACGGUGAAGUCUUCAGGGUCGUAGGGCUCCGGAAGAAUCCGGACGAACCAUUGGGAUUGACGGUUCAACUCGACGAUCAAGACAAUCUAGUAGUCGCGCGCAUUCUAGGAGGUGGCGCUAUAGCCAGACAAGGUCUUCUUCAACCAGGAGAUGUGAUCGUAGAAGUCAAUAGUAAUACUGUAAAUUCACCAGAAGAGCUUCAAACCCAUGUCAAUAGAGCCCGAGAUUCGGUCACAUUUAAGGUGGCCCCUGCAAGUACUUCCAAAGGAGCCUCAGUGGAUCUGCAACACAUGCAAGGACAGGUAACCACAACUGGAUACGAUGGAAAGAAAUUGACGUGCUACAUGCGAGCUCUUUUUGAUUAUUAUCCGAAAGAAGAUUCCUUACUGCCUUGUAAAGAAAUUGGUUUAGAAUUUCAGAAAGGAGAUAUAUUACAGAUAGUAGAUAAUAAAGACCCAAAUUGGUGGCAGGCCAAGCACGUCGGAGGCUUAGGACCUGCAGGUUUGAUACCAUCUCAAGAACUCGAAGAAAGGCGACAGGCCUAUGUCGCUCCUGAGGCUGAUUAUGUACAUAAAAUUAGCAUAUGUGGAACAAGGAUAUCGAAAAAGAAGCGAAAAACAAUGUACCAAUCACACAGUAACAACCAGUUCGAUAAAGCCGAUAUAAUGUGCUAUGAAGAAGUGACCAGAAUGCCUCCCUUCAAACGAAAAACAUUAGUUUUAAUUGGAUCUCAGGGAGUGGGUAGAAGGACGUUGAAGAAUCGACUGAUAAAUAGCGAUCCAAAUAAAUUUGGAACCAUUGUGCCUUGGACGUCACGACCUCCUAGAGUUUUGGAAGAAAAUGGGCGCAGUUAUUGGUUCGUGGACCGGGAGACUAUGGAGAACGAAAUCAGGGAACACAAAUUUUUGGAACAUGGGGAACACAAUGGGCAUCUUUAUGGAACACAUUUAGACACAAUUCGGGAUGUCAUAAAACAAGGAAAAAUGUGUGUAUUAGAUUGCGCGCCAGGUGCAUUGAAACUUUUGCAUAACAGUACAGAAUUUAUGCCUUAUGUUGUUUUCAUCGCAGCCCCUGGAAUGGAGCAGCUCCAACAGAUGUAUAAUCAUUUCAGAUCAACAGGAACAUCUAGUCGCAAUCUCACGUUUGACAGACAAAGUUCCAUCAGAUACAGUUCGAGAAGGGCUAGGACCCUUGAGUCUCUUGCUUCUUUGUACGAGGAAGACGAUUUAAGAAGAACAGUUGAAGAAAGUGCUUGUCUUCAAAGAACAUACGAAAAAUACAUCGAUAUGUCGAUCAUCAAUGAAGAUUUCGAUACCACAUUCAGGGCAGUCGCCGAAGCUUUGGAAGCUCUCAGUUCGGAGCACCAAUGGGUUCCUGUAAACUGGAUAUAUUAGCUGGUAAUAAUCUAAAAAAAUAUAUUUUUUGUAAAUAUAACGAAUACGUGAAAAAUUUUGUGGACUAAU